Messenger RNA from Bradysia coprophila, 1160 nucleotides. Its product is annotated as protein FAM151B. The record is from RefSeq and is a predicted model, not a curated record. Lineage: Eukaryota; Metazoa; Arthropoda; Insecta; Diptera; Sciaridae.
GAGUAGGAGUCUGCUUUGCAUCAUACUUGCUUGUCAACGACAAUGGAUAUUUUUCUCGAUAAAAAGUUGAGUGUUUCGUCUGCCUAAAUGUAUUGUUAUGAGAUAAGUAGCGUAUUAAUCAUCGACUUUGAAGGGAGUACUCAGUGUCGUUGCAUCUAUCGAAGGAAAUGUUCAAUUUAAUAGUUUUUCAUGUGGUGAUUCUUUUGGGCUUAAUUGGUCCACCUACCGCAACAGCAAUGAAUAAUAAUUUGACGGCCAUCACGUGGGCUCACGCUGUAAACAAUCAAUCACUUUUGAAUAGUGUUCUUAGCAGUGACAUUCAAUUCAUCGAAGCAGACAUUGUGCUAGGAACAUUAAUAAAUGAUACGACUCAUACACAACAGCCAAUCAUGGCCCAUCCGCCAGCCAACACAUCUGACAUAUCACUCGAUCAAUUUCUCACCCAAAUACUCGAUUUCAAUAAGGCAAAAGAUGUGGACAGCAAAAAAGGGGUGAAAUUAGACUUCAAAUCGAUUGACGUAUUCGAAGGAUCAUUGGCUCUACUGCGCAGCCUCUGGGAAAGUAUGAACUAUCCGGUGUGGAUCAAUGCCGACAUUCUUCCCGGUCCAGUGAGUAGUACAGGAACACCGGUCGAUGCCGAUCGAUUUUUGACGGGAUGCAAAUCACUGACGUCUUCCGUUUUGAGCAUUGGAUGGACAACGCGAUGGGGGAAUGAUUUCACUGAGGGUACAUACAAUGACACGCAAAUCGAUGGCAUGAUAGACGCAAUUAAGGAGAACCAAAUCAUCGGCUCCAAUCAUUCCAUUACAUUUCCGGUACGGGCUGGAAUAGCUGCACAAAGCCAACAGAAUUUGCAUCGACUAGUUGAUGCGGUCAACGAGAAAAAUGACGUAACGCUGACGAUAUGGUCGUCUGCUGGUGACUCUGUCAACGUCGAUUCGCUGAGAAAAUUGAUAUUCUCGUUCGGUGUGGACAAAGUUUAUGUGGACGUACCGGAGGAGUUACUGAAACAAUUGGAUCUGGGGAAUGCACCUGCCCGAGCUUCGUCACUAAUUCAUUUCGGAAUGAUUACGGUCGUCAUGUUGUUAACCAGUUUUAUGUUUAGCAAUUGUCAGUUCUCGUAGAUUUUUGACGAAUACAUUUGAUAAAUUUGAAGCGAC